AUGAAUCGACCAGGACCUGGUCCACAGCCGCUACGAGGCAUGUCCGGAUUCCCCGCGCCGCAGCAAGCACAAGCCCGAAACGCAACAUUGGCCUCCGCACGAUUGCCAAACGGAAAAUUGGGUGGCGCAGCGAAUUGGAACUUCAAUCUGCCUGUGAGCGGAACUCCCACUCUACAAACCAACCAGCAACGAAAUAUGGGAACUAUGGGCAGUUUUGCGCAGAGCUUGAGUGGCUCGCAACCAGCAACACCGCUAGACCUCUCCGAAUUUCCUUCACUUUCAGGCGCGCCCCAGCAGUCACAAUCUCAGAACCCCGGGCAACUCGUUUGGGCCAACGCCAGUCAACGAGCCGCACAACAUACCCCCGUUCAGAGACAGCAGCACCUUCCUACGUCGCAACCCCCUUCUCGAACCUCCCAAACUCAACCGCAUCCUGUACAGCAGCCGUCACAAGCCCCUCACGAUGACAUGUUUCCCUCCGCCGCCCAGUUCACCAAUCGACUGGAUGAUUUCAGGAAUGGCGGACAGGGCAUUAGUAGCCAGCUAGGAGCCGGAAGUCAGCCUCAGACGGGUAACAUCGACGAAUUCCCUCCGUUGGGUCGAAACGUUGCUGCUGAGAUCGGCCAAGAUAAUCGGAGCUCAUUGCUGCAGAAUACUGCGUUUGGAAGCUACAACACCAGUAUUGGAACAUCGCGGUCGCCCGUUAACCAAGGACCCAAUGGGGUUUUGGGGCAGGAGAAGGAGGACUUGAACAACACUCUCAUGUCGGGUCAACGCAACUUCAGCGACCCGCAACAAUUGCAGCAAAGACAACAACAGGCCGAAGGCCAGGAUGUUUCGGUAGUCGCUGGUGCUCAAAGUGCAGAACAACCACCUCUCGCACAGAUGAGUGAGCUUGACCGAUUCGGCCUGGCCGGCCUGUUGCGCAUGAUCCACAGCGAGAGCCCCGACGUGGCCAGCCUCGCUGUUGGUCAAGAUUUGAUGACCCUUGGCCUGGACUUGAAUCAGCCUGAACCUCUCCACACCUCCUUCGCCUCUCCGUUCGUGUCAUCCAUGUCUGCAGUACCGCUUGAACAGGAUUUUUCUCUCCCCUCUUGCUACAAUGUUGCGAACAUCCAAGCCCUUCAGUCCCGAAUCCCAGGGUUUAGCGACGAAACCCUCUUCUACAUUUUCUACAGCAUGCCCCGAGAUAUUAUGCAGGAGCUGGUCGCAGAAGAAUUGAUGGGACGCAAAUGGCGGUAUCACAAGCUGGAGCGGUGUUGGCUGACUCGUGAUGAGACAUACCCUGGCCCUGUUGAUGUCGAACGGGGUGUAAGCGAACGUGGCGUGUAUCUCUUGUGGGAUCCUGCCACCUGGAAGAAAGUUCGGCGUGAUUUCAUCCUUCGGUAUGAGGAUCUGGACAACCGGCUGGAUUCCAACCGGGUCUCUCGUGGCAUUAGUCAGGCGCAUCAUACUUCAUAA
Messenger RNA from Penicillium longicatenatum, 1461 nucleotides. RefSeq names its product NOT2/NOT3/NOT5 family protein. The record is from RefSeq and is a predicted model, not a curated record. The transcript has 8 exons. NCBI's taxonomy places the organism in Eukaryota, Fungi, Ascomycota, Eurotiomycetes, Eurotiales, Aspergillaceae. The coding region runs from base 1 to 1461 and encodes 486 amino acids. Gene Ontology annotation, biological process: regulation of DNA-templated transcription; nuclear-transcribed mRNA poly(A) tail shortening. Gene Ontology annotation, cellular component: P-body; CCR4-NOT core complex.